Messenger RNA from Monosiga brevicollis MX1, 1398 nucleotides. RefSeq lists its product as uncharacterized. The coding region runs from base 1 to 1398 and encodes 465 amino acids. Lineage: Eukaryota; Choanoflagellata; Craspedida; Salpingoecidae. The record is from RefSeq and is a predicted model, not a curated record. The transcript is spliced from 7 exons.
AUGUCCAGUUGUGGUCACCUGCACUUCUCAUCUAACGGCCUAACGGCUGGCCUCGGCGCACUCCUCGAAAAACCAGCCUAUGUGCUGUACGACCCAAGUCUGCGGUCGUCAUUGGUCGUCGCACUUACGGCAGCUGGCUUACGCGAUGCCGUUGUUGCCGCGCCGGCGCAAGCGAAUGCACUGCAGGAGCGUGGAUUUGUGCUCGCGGAGGACUUGAGCCAACGCUACCGCAACCAGACGGAUGAUGUCAUCUUCCGCGAUGCCCGCGAUCGCUACUUGGCUGCUUGCAACGGAAGCUUGAUAGUUUGGAUGGGUGGAGCCUGCGGAGCCAACAUGCAGCCUGGGAUCGCAGACUAUGGCGUGGCACGAAAAGCCUUUUUUGUGGAUCUCAAUACGGAUCCCAACGCUACCCUGAGCGUGGGUAAUGGCACUGCUGAAUACGCCCUGGCAGAUGAGAUCGUCGCCACCUUGUCCCAGCGCAGCGACCAAGACUUUUUGCUACAAGGUUGGCAUUCAUACUGCAAGGAUGAAGAGCACACUUUUACCACGCUAGCAAGCCGACACGGCGGCUGCGUGCACGGCCUCAACACCAAUCCUAACCUGAGCUUUCUCAGUGCGCUCGACGUGACUCCAGGAUUCAAGUUUCGCAACAACCCAGCCCCCCGCAUCAAUGCGACCAUCACAGAUAAAGUGGUGGUUGCCUUUGUGCAGACAGAUGGACUUGGGCUGGGUGCAUGGAAUGGUGCCGCACGCGGCCAAGUGCCGUACACUUGGGAAGUCACGCUUCCCGAUUUGUGGAUUCAGCCCGCGUUGCUGGAGAUCUUUUACCGCGAAGCUACGGCGCUCGACUAUUUUGUCGCUGCUCUAGGUGGACCUGGGUACAUGUACUCGAAUGCUGUGCCGCCCGCCCAACGCCAGCGUUUGCUCCACAAGGCGCAGCAAGCCAUGUUGCAGCUGGACUUACACGAGAUGGUGACGUUUGACGCAUCGCGAGCAGAGGGCCAGCACACGGUAACGGGCAACACGAACCUCAGCCCCAGCGCGGUGGCAGCGUACUUUGAGGACAUGAAUGAGACGCGCUUUUGGUUCAAUGGCUAUGCGCCCACCUUCACAGCGGCCCGAGACGAGUCAGGAACCACGGCGCGCUCCCUACUCUCCUUUGAAUACUACCUUGAUCCAAGCCGCAGCGUUUCCGAUGUCCUGACUGACCUGGAACUAUUGGCUCAGCUGAAUGCCCAACGCCCUUACUUCUUGGCUGUGCAUGUCCGUGAGUUUGCAAGUCAAAGCACGGUCGUUGAGCUGGUGGAGAAGCUGCCGCGUGACUUUUUGGUGACGGCAGCAGAUCAGUUUGCCCAGCUGGCUAACGCGCAUGGCACAUUUAGAACGCGGUACGCAUGA